This is a messenger RNA of Brienomyrus brachyistius, 3325 nucleotides long. RefSeq names its product tripartite motif containing 23 (gene trim23). Gene Ontology annotation, cellular component: cytoplasm; plasma membrane; lysosomal membrane. Gene Ontology annotation, molecular function: GTPase activity; zinc ion binding; GTP binding. Gene Ontology annotation, biological process: intracellular protein transport; vesicle-mediated transport. The record is from RefSeq and is a predicted model, not a curated record. The coding region runs from base 229 to 1968 and encodes 579 amino acids. Lineage: Eukaryota; Metazoa; Chordata; Actinopteri; Osteoglossiformes; Mormyridae. The transcript is spliced from 11 exons.
ACAGAAUCCUCCAUUUUUAGUAGGGGUGCAAAACGUUUGUUUGAGUGUCGCUAUAAGUCUAACAAUCAGGUUUUUUUAUAAAAUAGAUUCGAGACAAUAACAAUAGUACAAUGUCGCAAGUAUAAGCGUUCUGACUGAAUCAAUAAAAAGACACGCAUCAUGAAUUACGCCUGUCUCCCCCCCCACCUUUCUCUCCCCCAGCGCUGGCGUCGGUGGUAGUGCCCGAGGAUGGCCGCCGGUCUGGCUGUAAACAAGCAGGGGACCGCCGCUGCAAUGGAACCCUGCAUUCGGCACGGUCGGGCGGCUGGUGGCAGUACGGUGAAGGUGCUGGAAUGCGGAGUCUGUGAAGAUGUCUUCUCUCUGCAAGGGGACAAGGUGCCCAGGCUGCUGUUGUGUGGUCACACUGUGUGUCAUGACUGCCUCACCCGCCUGCCGCUGCACGGUCGUGCCAUACGCUGCCCAUUUGACAGACAGGUCACCGAGCUGGGGGAUUCUGGGGUUUGGGGGCUGAAGAAGAAUUUUGCCCUGCUGGAGCUGCUGGAGCGGCUGCAGAACGGCGCCUCCAACCAGUCGGGGGUGUCAGAUGAUGCCCUCGGGGGGGUGGGAGAGUGCAUCAUCCGCUGCGACGAGGAUGAGAGCCACACAGCCUCCAUGUACUGCACAGUGUGCGCCACCCACCUGUGUGGCGAGUGCUCCCAGCUGACGCACUCCACGCGCACGCUGGCCAAGCACCGGCGCGUGCCGCUAGCUGACAAGCCGCACGAGAAGACGUUGUGCCCCCAGCACCAGGUGCACGCCAUCGAGUUUGUGUGCCUGGAGGAUGGCUGCCAGCCUGGGCCCCUCAUGUGCUGCGUGUGCAAGGAGUACGGCAAGCACCAGGGACACAAGCAUGCAGUGUUAGAAGCCGAAGCCAAUCAGAUCCGUGCAUCCAUCCUGGACAUGGCACACUGCAUCCGCACAUUCACCGAGGAGGUGUCGGAGUACUCGCGCAAGCUGGUGGGCAUUGUGCAGCAGAUUGAGGGGGGGGAGCAGAUCGUGGAAGACGGGGUCGGCAUGGCCCACACGGAGCACGUCCCAGGCACAGCAGAGAGCGCACGCUCCUGUGUUAGGGCCUACUUUGCUGACUUGCAUGAGGCUCUAUGCCGCCAGGAAGAGAUGGCACUCAGUGUGGUUGACGCUCAUGUGCGCGAGCGUCUCAUGUGGCUGCGGCAGCAGCAGGAGGACAUGACCAUCCUGCUGUCCCAGGUGUCCACUGCAUGCCUGCACUGCGAGAAGACGCUGCAGCAGGACGACUGCCGCGUGGUCCUGGCGAAGCAAGAGAUAACCCGGCUGCUGGAGACCCUGCAGAAGCAGCAGCAGCAAUUCACGGAGCUGACGGACCAUGUCCAGCUGGAUGCCGGCAUCCCCGUCACCUUCACAAAGGAUAACCGGGUACACAUUGGCCCAAAGAUGGAGAUUCGCGUGGUGACCCUGGGCCUGGAUGGUGCUGGUAAGACCACCAUCCUCUUCAAGCUGAAACAGGAUGAGUUCAUGCAGCCCAUUCCGACAAUCGGAUUCAAUGUGGAGACAGUGGAGUAUAAGAAUCUGAAGUUCACCAUCUGGGAUGUGGGUGGCAAGCAUAAACUCAGACCACUUUGGAAACACUAUUAUCUAAAUACUCAGGCUGUGGUAUUCGUCAUUGACAGCUGCCACAGGGACCGGCUUAUGGAGGCCCACAGUGAACUAGCAAAGCUGCUAACAGAGAAGGAGCUGAGAGACGCUCUGCUCCUCAUCUUUGCUAACAAGCAGGAUGUCCCGGGUGCAGUGUCCGUGGAGGAGCUGACAGCGUUGCUGAGCCUGCACAAACUGUGCUGUGGCCGCAGCUGGCACGUGCAGGGUUGUGACGCCCGUAGCGGAACGGGCCUCCAUGAGGGGCUGGACUGGUUGUCUCGCCAACUGGUGGCUGCUGGCGUGCUGGACGUGGCCUGAGCUUCCGGUCCAUUCCGUCCAUAAAUUUGAUCGCCCUGACCCUACCUCUCCGAUCACCGUUAAUGCUAUCCCCUGAUGCUCUAUGUGUGUGUGUGUCUGUCUGUGUGAGAGAGAAUGUGUGUGUGUGUUUUUUGUGAGGGUGAGUACCCUCAUUUAAACCAGAGGGAUCGUGAUGAAGUGAUGCAGCUCGCUAACACACCGACCAUCACUUCAGAGUUCCUCUGUGGUUUGUCUUUCAUAGGGUUGACUAUAAUGUAACAUGCACUCGUCAGCAGUGUAUUAACUUUCACUGAGAAAAACAGGCUCACUGCAUGCGUUUUUGUUUUUUUUUUUCUGUUACAUAUCCAUUUCUGGAGUAUUUUCUGGUUGUAGCAUUUAACUUGAGCCGUUGUUUGGUGAAAUAGCUCAACGCUGUGUUCAGUCCCCGUCUCUCCUGAACAGGUGGGACAAACAGCAUUAGACAAGUUAGUUAUGGCAGAAUAAAACAUGUAAAUUCCUCCUCCUGUAGACUUGAUGUACUGCGUUAUAAGGCAUCCAACAUUGGUCACUUGAUCAGUAUUUAGGAUUACGUCCCUCCUCUUGUGUAGGUGACUUUUUGUAAUUCAGCUGAAUCUCUAUUUACAGCGAGAGGAGGACAUGACUGACCACCAGGGGCGUGUUGGUCUCUGCAAUGUUUGGUCCACUGUCCUUGCCUUAGUUUAGACCAAUUUCUGGAGGACCACAGGAUUGCGAAACCCGAUGAAACUCUGCUUCUUGAUCGAGCCCACAUCAUUUUCCCUGGGGCUUACCCAGCACCUAAUCGAACAAUCUUCUCUCUCCAAAUAUGUGCUUGUACAUAAGACUGUGGGAAAUCCUUGACAGUUUCAGAACCGUGUAGUUGUGCUAGAUGAAUUGUGAGCAGUAUGUUCGUCUCCCCGCCUCCUGUUUUGAGGAGCAUGUUAAGUUGUGGUAGGCUGGAUAAAGGAUGAGUCGUUAGAAAACUUUCAAGCCAAAUGGACAAAUGACUGCCACGCUGUGGAUUGUGGGAGUUGCGGCCCUGGGCCGUUGGCUGUCCUGCAGAUAUGUGACCAACUGCUGUAUAAACUGCUGUGGUGCUAGAAACGGACUCGGGUUCGUGUGGGCUUUGUUUAGGUAGAUGAUGGAAGUAGGCACUUUCUUUUGCUAUACUGCAUGUUAUGAGCUUACAGUACAUAGGAGUAAAAAAAUAUCCUGUAUCAAAAAAUAUUUGAAAAGUUGGUUUUUGUUCUACUGUUCAGUCAACCUCAUUGCUAAAUAAUGUUAACUGCUUGUACCUAUUUAAAGAACGUGAAUUUAUGGGUUGUUUUCUUAGUCAUUCUGUGGUGUUGGGUUGUGGGAA